Messenger RNA from Cololabis saira (Pacific saury), 1866 nucleotides. RefSeq names its product F-box protein 15 (gene fbxo15). Gene Ontology annotation, molecular function: protein binding. The transcript is spliced from 9 exons. The coding region runs from base 265 to 1641 and encodes 458 amino acids. The record is from RefSeq and is a predicted model, not a curated record. Lineage: Eukaryota; Metazoa; Chordata; Actinopteri; Beloniformes; Belonidae.
ACGUCACCAUGGCGACCGGAGGCGGACAGCUACCACACAUGUGUGACACAACGACGACUGUAAACAAAAAGCAAAUGCUUUUUAUUUAACUAGUUUAAGGGGUUUCCACAUUGUUUAGUUUUCCAUUACACUACUCGAACCGGCCUAUGAACAAAAACGUCAAACAGACGCAACUUCCAAGGCUCCGUGUCGUGACCUUAAAACGUCCCGCAGACUGGAAAUGAUCUUGUAUCUUUAACAAAGUUGUCAAGAGCAGUGAAACAAAUGAAGGCUUCAAAAGCAGCAGUUUCCAGUCAGCGGGCAGUCAGGACGUCCAAAAGAGCUGACAAAUCAUCUCCAGCGUCCACGCAGUGCUUCAUGGAAAGACUGCCAUCAGAAGUUCUUACAAAGAUUUUGUCAUAUCUGGAUGCCUCGGCACUUUUCAGCAUCAGCCACACCAAUAAGCUUUUCUAUCUGCUUGCCAGUGAUGACAUUCUGUGGAAAAAGAUAUACAUGUCUGAGUUUUGCAAGAAUAAAAAGCAGAUACCGAAGUUCCUGGAUGCAUUGAAGAUGGAAAGCGAGGAUCAUGUUACGGGCUACUGGAAGUCCCAGUAUUUCAAGACCAUCGCAACCCGUGAUUUGAAAAAGUGGAAACGACUUCUUGGACCCAUCAGCUUUCACACGGGUCUACCCAGCCAAACGGAGCAAGUCCUCAGAAACUUGCGUGUCGCCUGGGAGCUGACGGUCACUUCUACGUCGGGACACGAGAGCACUUUGGAGCUGAGUUGUUCCCACUUCUCAGAGACUUCUGUGACUCUGUGCUGGAGUGCAGGAUGCUACUUGCCCAACUAUGAGCAGAUUUCCACCCUUCAGCUCCACGGUGUCAGGAGGAUCACACCCAACUGCCCCAGCCUUAAGAAGAGGUCUCUCAUGUUACGGCUUGACAUGCACACUCUAAAUAAAAACGCGCAGACCUUUGGCCAGGACAGUCUGGUGCAGAUGAAGUUGCUUCAGCCUGGAGUCAUCGUCGGUGUCUGGAGGGACCAGUGCUCUGUGGCCUUCAUCACGUUCACCCUCCACAUCCACAGGCUGGUUGAGAGGAGCAGUCAGGGAUCUUCUGCCUGUACCUACGUGGAACCAAUCGUCAAACCUCCUUUUGAUGACACAGACCCUGAAUACGGUCUUCAUGGUUACCAACUACACAUUGUUCUUCACAACACGGUCUGCAAAGUCAUGUCUGAAAGCUUCUCCCAGCUCUUCUGCCGCAGAGCUCAGAUCUCUGAUGGGCUCGUCCAGUUCACCGCUGUUAACAGGACAAACUUGUCACAGCACAUCGCUCUGUCUGGCACCAUCAGCCUGCCCUGGCAGUGUGAGGCCCUGCAGGGCACUGUGGAGAAUUGCUGCAUCAUGAGUCUCACUCUGCUAGAUGAAUUCAGAAAACCCUUCAGAUGUGCCACUUCUCCUGUUUCCAUGGAGCUGGAUGACACUUCUGUUUGCUAUGACUAUGAUGGGGACCAGUACAUGAUCCACUAUCAGGACUCAGGCAUCCAGGUGAAGAUGCAGCUCGUACAGCUGAAGGACCAGAAGCAGGUUAUCCUCAUCAGUUUAGUAGUCUUUUUAAGUGUUGGUGAUGUCAACAAGCAUUUCAGUAGAGAUUACUGAUCUUGGUCUACUUCUACUGUAUUACAUCACAGAAUACUUUUUAUUUUUAUUUGUCACCACAAGUAGCCACCUUGUGGAAAAUACCAGGUGGAAGGUUAGGCAGGGCUGUUUCUGCUUCAAUGACAGUGGAGUUUAAAAUUUGUCAUUUUGUAUACUCACAAAACACUUGAACAUAAUCCAUAUCUGCUGGAUUUCUUAGUAUUGUGUUAUCUCAUCAUUCAAACA